AAAUUAUUUUGAUUAGAGCACAUAUCGUGCAAUACGCGCCAAGUAUUAUGUUCUUGCAUAUUCACAACACAUUCUGAAAUAAUAUACAUUAAAAUGGCAUCGAUUGAAGCUAUUUACACCGUACUUUACUUCCUCUUGGGUGGAUGUAUUAUAUUUCCACCAACUGAAUUUGUGUCUGCAGGAUUGACAAUACAGCAUUUACUGUCAGGAUUACUUGGUAGUGAAGAGAUGAAUUUUAUUUAUUAUCACAUCAAACGGAUUACAGCAACGAUGAUAUUUCACUCUUUUCUUCCUCUUUUUUAUUUCCUAGGUCUUGCCUGGACAACUUCAAAUGUUGAAAUUAUAUUUCCACAAACAAUUAACGCAUGGUGCUUUGUAUUGGCUGUGUCAGUCAUCCUUCCAAUAACAACCUCACUGGUUGGCUUUUAUUGGUCCAGGAACAAAUGGAAUAACCAUCCACUAGCAAAGAAACUUUCCAUAUUUGGGCAGUGGAGAGCCGUAGCGUCAUCAAUUGACAUCGAAUUCCGUCGAAUAGAUAAAUACACAUCAGGUGCACACUCAAGACGUCUGAUUGCUACUGACUCUUGGAUCUUAUUAACGACAACGUAUGAUGUUCAAGUUGCUCACCAGGUGGACUCACACUUGACACUGAUCCAAACUGAGAAUCACAGCCUAAGCCACGAGGCCCAGGUUGGCGGAAUCCAGUAUCUGAACAUCUCUGUAGAGAGUAUAGAUAAUAGAGUGCCAUCAUUUAUUAUAAGAUUGAAUGCCACUGAGUACAGUGACUUAAAGGACAAACUCACAGCUCCAAUACGUCAUGCUCAGGAUGUAAUAAUUCGCCAGUCUCUUAGUGACAGAUUUUUGGCAGCAUUCAGAGAACAAGUAUCUGAGAACAGACCUUAUCCUAAACCUCCUGAUAUGGACAUUGACUCGUGUAUAGGAUGUAUGCAAGUAACUGCCAAUGUGAAGCUGCAGAAGUUAUGUGAUGAUGCAGAGACUGGUGACUGCAGACAGUGUUACUGCAGGCCGAUGUGGUGCCUGGAAUGUAUGGGCAAGUGGUUUGCCAGCAGGCAGGAUCAGACACAGCCAGAGAGGUGGAUGGCCAGUAAAUCACCUUGCCCCACAUGUAGAGCAAAGUUCUGUUUGCUGGAUGUAUGUAAUGUAAUUUAGUGGUGAAUGGAACACAUGUCUUCUAUAUGUGAAUUGACUGAUUUCAGCAUUGAACAAUUUAAUCAGGGAGCUUUGGGAAACAAAAGUUUUUGAUAUCCUGAUUUUCUUUGAUUUCUUUGAAAUUAACACAAGGUAGAAUCAGAUUUAAGGAGUAGCAUUUUAAAACAUUUGUUAAUUUCAGAAUUCUCAUAUUUAUACAGCCUGUCUUAUCUCGGUUGGGAGGGAAAAAGUGUGCCAAAAUAUUAUAUUAUGAAUGUCCACCCAGUAACAUUUAUUUCACUAUUGUAAAUUCAAUCAGUGGCCAGGGAUUUCUAGUGAACAUGAUUAGAAACUGCUUAACAUGCUCAAAAUACACUUGUAAUUCGUUGCAUAAUCAACUCAGGUUAUGGAGAUUAAUGUUGAUUGUAUGUUUAGAGUUUUGAAUCUCAACAUCAUUCAUGAAGCAAUAAUGAAGAUAUCAUUCCUCACCCAGAAACUUUCAAACUAUGAUGAUGCGAUAAAAAAAACAUGAAGAUGACAAAGGGGUUUGAC
Molecule: messenger RNA, 1701 nt
Organism: Owenia fusiformis
Lineage: Eukaryota; Metazoa; Annelida; Polychaeta; Sabellida; Oweniidae
Source: the annotation of a GenBank genome assembly